AGUGCCUGAUAAACCCACCGCCGACAGGCAGGCAGGGAAGGCAGUUCCGCAGCGUGUUUGCUCCGUGCGCUGCCAGCGGGCACUGGCUGCGAUCCAGCCCCUCAGCGCUGCCGUGCCGGGGACCUGGCUGCGGAAUUCCAACAUGAUUGCAGACGUCCUUGGAGGGGAGGAGCUCCUGUAGACACCAGCUGAAGCAAGACGCCUCACAAACCAAAGUUCAAGCCAUGCAUCACCUCUGUGUGCAGAUCUCGUGAUGAUCUCCAUGGAGGCUUGGGCACUCAAGGCAGAAAUAUGAGCAGCAUCUCCCCCUGUUGUCCAGCUCAGACAAUGCAGCGCUCUGCACCAUGAGGAAGGCGACACAUCUCCCGUUCUUUGUGAGCUGAUAUCAAGUAGACAGACACCUUCUGAAGUUUUGUGCAUGCUGUGCGCUUUUUUUCUUUGCUGCAACAAGAAAAGCCUUUUCUUUUAACCUGGCUUCCUUUGAAGAAGUAACUCAGGAAGCUUCAUGGCCUCUCAAGAAUCUCGGGGACAAACCAACCCCAUCUUUAAGGAUUACCUCCCUGGUUCUUCUGACAUUCCUGAACAGAAUAAGCCUGUUGAACCAACAAGUCUCUGGAAGCAAACAUCACACACUCAUAACUUGCCACCUGGUCUAGAGUACCUGAACCAGCUGGACCGGAUAAUUAUUCAUCAGCAAGUGGAGCUUCUGGAAGCCAUACUUGGCACAGAGACCUCCAGCAAAUAUGAGAUAAAAAACCAUUUGGGACAAAGAGUUUACUUUGCAAUAGAAGAAAAUGAUUGCUUUGACCGUAACCUGUGUUCGCCUAUAAGGUCGUUCACCAUAAGGAUCGCGGAUAACACGGGCCGAGAAGUGAUUAGAGUGAUCAGACCCUUGAGAUGCAACAGCUGCUGGUUCCCCUGCUUCCUGCAGGAGUUAGAAGUUCAGUCCCCACCAGGUACAACAGCUGGGUAUGUUGUACAGAACUGGGACCCUUUUCUGCCAAAGUUUACUAUACAGAACCAAAGUAAAGAAGAUGUACUAAAAAUAAUUGGCCCAUAUGCAACCUGUGGCUGUUUUGAAGAUGUUGACUUUGAGGUAAAAGCUCUCAAUGAGAUGACAACAAUUGGCAAAAUUUCCAAGUACUGGUCUGGAUUUGUAAACAACGUCUUUACCAACACUGCCAACUUUGGGAUCCAGGUCCCUGUAGAUCUUGAUGUGAGAAUGAAGGCAGUAAUGAUUGGUGCUUGUUUCCUCAUUGACCUAAUGUUCUUUGAAAACUCUUUGGAUGGAUUAUAACAAGAUGACAGAAACAAUGAAAUAUGCAGAAUGUGUUUCAGUAGAAUUCACUUGAGCUUUGGACGUGAUUUUGAACUGCAAAAAUCCUUGUUCCUUAUAGGAAAAGAUAGGGAGCUAAUGAUGAUGUUUAUUAAAAUAUGUCUCACGUAAAUAAUAAUUUGCCACUUACACUUUAUGUGUGUUGUAGCUAAACACAUACUUUUCACACAGAGCGCUGUUGCUUUGGAACAGUGCUAUUCUCUUCUUUCUCUUUUGAUGUUCCUGCAUGGAAAAUCAUGAAAGGUUAGAUGAAGGCUUGCAGCAUCAUUGAUGAAAGUCUGUGUUUAGAGAAGCCUUUGAUGUUUUGCAAGUGCUGGUACCAGUUACUAACCAGAGUGUGUUCUGGGGGUGUUGCUUCUUUAUAAUUUUAGAAGUAAUUUUCUGAUAUUUUAUUUAAUUAAUAGUAGCAAACUGAUAUUGAAAGUAACAAAUAUAAGGACAUCACGCCAUGGGAAGUUCAAGAUGUUACCUGUUCCAGUGUGUUGAAAGGAGGGAAGUUAUGUUGGCAGGUAAAUUAGUUUUAUGACAAAGAUUGUUUUGAUGAGUGGCAGCCAGAAAUUAGGCUUCCAGCACUAGACUUGAGAAUGUUAGCUCUAUUCAGAAAAUCUGGGCUUCCUCUAUUUCCACUGAAGGUAGGCCAUAUAUAAGAUUUGAGAGAUGGUCCUCUGUGUGCUAGAGGCACACAGAGCACUUCACUUUGAACUAUCUAGUGUUAAGGAUUCUUGCUGCCAUCCACUCAAGGUUUUCCUUAAAAGGUUUGUUCUUUAUAAUAUCUAGUGGUUGAUAAUUUUUCAUUCAGACUUGCCUGAGGCCAUACUAGAACUGAAUUAUUCUUUUCCUUUGGCAAGCUCAGGUAUUUUCUGUGACAGGGCUGUGCAAAAGGAGCUUUUUGUAGUUCAACGGUUGUACAUAGCUGUUCAUCCCUGCAGUAACACCUCAUACUGUUCCCAAACAUUCCCACUAACAGGUUUUUACUAAUACAAGUUCAUUUGUUGAAAAAUCUGUGAUAUAUAUAGAAGACAUAAACAGAAAUUUUUUUUUGUUGCAAAAUAUUUGCUGUAUGAACUUGCUUACGCCUCCCAAAAACUCCAGCGGGUCCUUCAAGAAGCAGUCCAGUACCCUACAAUAUUGGUGGUAAACCCAACAAAGUCACCAGUCAAGUUUCUAAGGGGAACAUUUUACAAAUCACUGGAAAUGCUGGAUUUUUUUUUUUUCAGUGUGAACCAGUAAUUCAAUUCUUGAAAACAACCAACACAUCAACGGAAAGAGAGGAGAUAAUGAAUAAUUCAUAAAAAUGAAAAAGAGCUAAAUUUAUCAGGUGAUUAAUUCUCAACAAAUAUUUAGACUAAUUUUAAAUUAAUGUUCAUGGAUAUGAAUUCAAACACAGUGAAGUCAGGAAGUUGCAACUAACGUUCCCAUAGUGAAAUUAACUCAGGAAUGCUUAUAGAUUUAAACAGUAUGUUUUAGAUUAUAUACCACACUUAGGUAUUUAUACAGAUUUACAUAUGUCUUGAAAAUAAUUGUGGUUAACAAGCUCUGACAAUCAUCAUUAUCUGUUAACCAUUUCAUUACUGGCUCUCGCUGUAACUCUCAGCAGUGCAAUCAGGCUGCACAAGUUAUGAGCUCACAGGGAACCAUUGCUGCCACUUUUCCCGGGAGGAACACCCUGUGAGCUUCGUGGGUAAGAAGCUCCCUCGUGUGGAAAUUUGUGGAUUUGCAGAGGAAUAAAGGAUGCUUUUUGCUAUUCUCGCUAAUUUCACACUCUUAAAUUCAGCCCUUUAACUCCUGACUUACUCUAAUGUAGACUGAGAAAAAGAACCAGAUCUUUAUAUUAUUUUUUUUCUUUAAAUCCCUUUUCCAUUUUAGACGGAAGUGAGUAUUGUUGUAGUCCAUAAUCUUGGGUCUUGUGCAAAACCAUGUUCGUGCACUGUUGUUGAGCUGUGUGUGUCUGAACUCUGAGCUGGAUACAGAGACUGGUAAGAUCAGCAGGAUCCCAGCCUAUCUCUCACUUUUCCUCUGCAAUUUCACUCUUCUUAUGACCCUUAAUAAGCCAAAGACACCUCUGAAGCAAAUCUGUCCUACCUCUUUUGAAGUCAAUACAAAAUAGGGUUUAUUUACCUGCAGGGCUGAGUUUGGCUAUGAGUGUCCACGUAAAUACCUUGUAGGUAAGCAAUACAUGAAAAUAUUUUUUUAUGAAUUGCAACCAGAUGAUAAUACUGGAUUUCUUGCACUUAGUGACUUUAUUGCUGUUUUGUGUGUUAAUACAACUUUUUUUGCUGUUAAUGUGUAUGUAUAUGAGUAUGUUUGAAUGCCUCUGGUUACAGUUAGAGGCAGCCCCUAGGACUUACAGAAAGAGGCUCAGCCCCUGAAUAAAACAAGCACUGGGGCUAGGAUAGCUCUUUCUGGUUAGAACUCCUUCAGCAGCCUGCUUGACUGAAUUUCUGGUAGAAAUUCAGUGCCAAUACCAGUUCUUUUUUCACCUGGAAGGUCGUUCAUCCAAACCACAGCUGCCAAAGGCAAGUAUUCAUCCUCAGCAAAGAUGAUGGAGUUCUGAGUGAUAUUACUAAAGGAGAGCUAACGUGUACUGAGAUUUUAAUAACCUGCAGCUUAUUAAUAGCAAUGUGUUUCACAUUAUGGGAGCUAUGCAUGCUCACCUUUCCCAGUUCCCCCACAGGCUAGGCAUGGCUCUCCAAAGGAGAAUUCAGUAUCUCCCAAAGGGUCACAGGUAUUCUCUAAACCAAAUUCACGUUCUGGUUAUACUCUAGAAAGAAACAUGAUAGUUCUAAUGAAACAGAAAUUUUACUUAAUCCAUCCAAGCAUAUAUUUUCACUCGUAAUCACUAACCCAACUGUAAAUCUAUGUAGCACACACUCCUUGUGUUCAGUAGAUGGCAGCAACAGCUCAUUAUGACAAUAUUUACCUUUUCACACAUCAUAAGCUGUACCCAGGAUGCUGAUUAAAGUUCAACAUACCUUUAACCUCUAA
Molecule: messenger RNA, 4321 nt
Organism: Pipra filicauda (Wire-tailed manakin)
Lineage: Eukaryota; Metazoa; Chordata; Aves; Passeriformes; Pipridae
Product: phospholipid scramblase family member 5
Exons: 10
Coding region: 506-1297 (263 amino acids)
Biological process (GO): plasma membrane phospholipid scrambling
Cellular component (GO): plasma membrane
Molecular function (GO): phospholipid scramblase activity
Source: RefSeq, a predicted model, not a curated record